This is a messenger RNA of Zophobas morio, 1292 nucleotides long. RefSeq lists its product as uncharacterized. The coding region runs from base 49 to 630 and encodes 193 amino acids. Lineage: Eukaryota; Metazoa; Arthropoda; Insecta; Coleoptera; Tenebrionidae. The record is from RefSeq and is a predicted model, not a curated record. The transcript has 2 exons.
AGAAAUCGCGGUGAGUGGUUAUUUAGUGUUUGGUAGAUAGAUAUUGACAUGAUAUCAAUACUGCUCCUGUUCCUGGUGGGCGUGGCCAGCCCGACGCACUUCAGUUACUAUGCCAACGAGUCCGCCGAUCGACCAAUCAUCAGCAGGUCCCAAGAGCGGCGCAUCUGCGCCGAACUAUGUUUGUCGGGGUUGGGGGGCGAACCCUGCGGCGAAGCCUGCCUGGACAUCAUCCCCCAAGCCCUGCUGUCCGUGUCUCAGUCCGACACCGGCGACGAGCAGGUCAACUUGACGCGCAGGAGCGCCUGUCCGGUGCUGUGCAAGAACCGGCUCGGCUACCCCCUGUGCGGGUGCAACGAGACGCCGGUGACGCGACCCUUCUUCAGGCCGGACUUCCUCGAGAUCUGCGUGUUCUACUGUCGGCAGUACGACUACCACCUGUACGGGUGCGACGAGUGCAGCGCCUACAAGAACAUGACGGCGGAGGACGCCGUGAAGAUCGUCGCGAGGAUCUCGAAGAAGACGUACGACUGGAACGAGUGGUGCGUGCAGAUGUGCCAGGAGGGCGAAGGGGGGUCGGCUUGCUACUGCGACCUCUUGCCGCUGGCCCUCGAGCUCGACGGGAGCUCCUGAAGGCGCGCCGCCGCGCCGCGAGGUGCCGCUGCGCUCCGCGUCUACGUGUUCUUCUAACCCUAGGAGUAGUUGCAGCCCGACGCAAAUAGGUGUACCUGGAAAAUUCUAAACAUGUAAAUAAAACGCGAACAAAAUCGAGUCUUCCAAAAUCUGUACAUACAAGUUAUGGUUCUGUCUUAGGACGAAUUUGGUUGAUUUCAGAAGGUAUCCGAUAGAUCUAGAAUAAGCAUAUCAUUGUUGACUACUGACGAGAUCUAGCUGUGCUUCUGUUUGUAAAUAAAGAUUUUGUACUUUAUCGAACUUCUUCCUACUUAUGGUCAAUAAUUUCAUUUAACUUGCUCUAGUUUUUCUAUGAUGUAACAGAAACAUUUAUCGUAGGCUGCAAUUGUACAAAGUAUUGUGGUAGGUUAGUGAACUUUUCUGUUAAAUAUUACUAUUUGUUAAACAAUUUUAUCAACUGUUGUGUAAAGACAAUAACUAUUUUAGGAGUUGUAAAGUUUAAAGCUAAAAUGUGUAUCAUGUUGUUUUAGCAAAAUGUAAAUUCAUUAUGAGCAGAAUUCUGCUUUAAUCAAUGUUUUGUAUUUAUUAUAAUCACUGUUGCUAAACUUCGAAUUUAAAUCAUUGUGAUGGUUGUUCCAUAAUGCUUAGUUUUAUUUUGUAUG